AUGACUUUUUGUUUAAAGCCAUCUGAAAUAUUUUACUCACAGGAUUCAAUUAACAAUGUAUUUGAUAGAAAUUCACAACACAGGAACAUACAGAUUGGUGAAACUCUGGAUGCUAUUUGUGAUGGGAGAACCAGCGUCCUGUCGAUACCUACAAUUUCCGUAGUGUCAGUAUCCGGAAAAUGGAUAUCAGCGGACAACCGCCGACUGUGGGUGGUAAAACAACUAGAGCGUCUCGGGAAAGUAGAAACGAUCACCGUGCAUAUAGCCGGGUACAUACCAUCGAGGAAAAUGACAUCAAAUAACGGUGGAGUGUAUAUAAGAGUGAGAGGACCCCCAGGUGGGCGGUGGUAUUUAGAACCCGAUAAGCGAAUAAGGGCAAUACCAGAGGAACAGAUGAAACAUACAUAUAGAAAACAGUCAGUGAGUGUACCAACUGAUCUGCGAAGCAGUCGUAAAUUGGCUUGGUCUGAAUCAGAUAAGGAGACACCUUAUCCAAAGGGUAAUGGGAACAAAACGAAUCAACCGUCAGCUUCAUCAUAUGUGUCUCCGCAAACACAUAGUCCAUUGUUUGAGACGGACACUAUCGAAUCACAUAGGUCAGGUGCAAAUGAUGGUCAAACAACAUGUACACAACGAACAAAUGAUUUUAGAUUUUUCAUCGACCGAAACUCCGACAGUCUUUACAGAGGGGUUGUUAGACAAUCCGUGUCAGCACGGCAAUCCGUACUUGACCAAUCAAUUACACAGAGUACCCGCGCUAUGUCCCAAGCCACCUACAGCCAUGACAGUAGCGCUGUAAGACAAGCAUCGGCAGCAAGCCAUUCAGAACAGGACCGGUGCAUUAUACAACGUUUCCGCGAUAUCGCUAUAGGCAACGGCAGCCACGACAGAAGCGCUGCUCGACAAACACCAACUGCAAGCCAUUCAGCACAGGACCAUUCACUUCUACGUUCCAGCGAUAUCAGUCCAGACACCGACAUUCACGACACAACCGCUAUCAGAAAAUCAUCGACAGCAAGCCAUUUAGCUCAGAUACAUUCACUUCUAAAACUUUACCGCGAUAUCCCUCGAAACACCGACCGCCACGACAGAAGCGCUUCAAAACAAACAUCGACAGUACGCCGUACAGCACAGGACCAUUCACAUCUACGUUACCGCGCUAUCAGUCCAGACGACAACCACGACAGAAGCGCUUCAAAACAAACAUCGACAGUAUGCCGUACAGCACAGGACCAUUCACAUCUACGUUACCGCGCUAUCAGUCCAGACGACAACCACGACAGAAGCGCUUCAAAACAAACAUCGACAGUAUGCCGUACAGCACAGGACCAUUCACAUCUACGUUACCGCGCUAUCAGUCCAGACGACAACCACGACAGAAGCGCUUCAAAACAAACAUCGACAGUAUGCCGUACAGCACAGGACCAUUCACAUCUACGUUACCGCGCUAUCAGUCCAGACGACAACCACGACAGAAGCGCUUCAAAACAAACAUCGACAGUAUGCCGUACAGCACAGGACCAUUCACAUCUACGUUACCGCGCUAUCAGUCCAGACGACAACCACGACAGAAGCGCUACAAAACAAACAUCGACAGUACGCCGUACAGCACAGGACCAUUCACAUCUACGUUACCGCGCUAUCAGUCCAGACGACAACCACGACAGAAGCGCUUCAAAACAAACAUCGACAGUAUGCCGUACAGCACAGGACCAUUCACAUCUACGUUACCGCGCUAUCAGUCCAGAUUACAACCACGACAGAAGCGCUUCAAAACAAACAUCGACAGUAUGCCGUACAGCACAGGACCAUUCACAUCUACGUUACCGCGCUAUCAGUCCAGACGACAACCACGACAGAAGCGCUUCAAAACAAACAUCGACAGUAUGCCGUACAGCACAGGACCAUUCACAUCUACGUUACCGCGCUAUGAAUCCAGACAACGACAGCCACGACAGAAGCGCUGUUAAACAAGCAUCGUCAGCAAACCAUUCAGUACAGGGCCAUUCACUUCCACAACUUUACCGCGCUAUGAAUCCAGACAACGACAGCCACGACAGAAGCGCUGUUAGACAAGCAGCGACAGCACGGAAUUCAGCGCAGGGCCAAACACUUUUUGAACGGUACUGCGCCAUUAGUACAGACAACGACAGCCACGACGACAGAAGCGCUGCUAGUCAAGCAUCGACAGCAAGUCAUCCAGCACAGGACCAAUCACCGCGCUAUUGUUCAAGACACCGACAGCAACGGCAGCCGUUCAGCCAUUAA
This is a messenger RNA of Mya arenaria, 2268 nucleotides long. RefSeq lists its product as uncharacterized. NCBI's taxonomy places the organism in Eukaryota, Metazoa, Mollusca, Bivalvia, Myida, Myidae. The transcript has 2 exons. Bases 1 to 2268 code for a protein of 755 amino acids. The record is from RefSeq and is a predicted model, not a curated record.